GACUGGGUGUCUCGUCUAGGAGAGGACCUCGUGGCCUUCACCAUGGGAGACGAAAAGGAAGGGGGGAAAUGGAAAGAGAGCGCCAAGGACCUGGAGGUGUGGUACAACAAGGUCGAGGACGGGGCGGCAUGGCUCAUGAGGAGUGGUUGGGUAUAG
Ectocarpus sp. CCAP 1310/34 is the source of this 156-nucleotide messenger RNA. The record is from the annotation of a GenBank genome assembly. Lineage: Eukaryota; Phaeophyceae; Ectocarpales; Ectocarpaceae.